UUCAACGACAUCGUACUCAUGGGCAAAAAUCGAAAGCCCACGUCCCUAAAACCCUAAUUUUGAGUCUUCUUCAUUCAGUGUAGCGUCACUGAAACCCUAGCUCCAUUUUCCUCUAUUUUGCUCUGCGGAUAGUGUAAAAAUGGAAGUAGAGACAGAAGAGAGGCAGAUUCAAGCACGAUUCGUAACAAAAUUGAAGGCUCCAUACAGAGCCCCAAGCGCUACCAUCACUAUUCCUUCUAAUCUCACUCGUCUUGGCCUCUCCACCAUCGUCAAUUCUCUCCUCAAAGCCGGAAAUCCUGAAUGGGAGAAUUGUCCAUUCGAUUUUCUGAUAGAUGGAGAGCUUAUUCGUUUGUCGCUUGAACAGUUUCUUCUUGCAAAGGGCAUUUCCGCGGAGAAGAUACUGGAAAUUGAGUAUAUUAAGGCAGUUGCACCUAGGAAACAAGAGGAGCCUUCUUUGCAUGAUGACUGGGUCAGCGCAGUUGACGGUUCUUGUCCUCGGUUUAUUUUGACAGGGUGCUAUGAUGGUCUUGGAAGGGUAUGGAAAGCUGCUGGCGUUUGUACACAUAUACUAGAGGGACAUAGUGAUGCAGUUACUUCUGUUAAUAUCAUGAACCCAGGAGGCUUGGAUACUGUAACAGUGGUGACUGCCUCAAAAGAUCAAACUCUGAGACUGUGGAAGUUUGAUACAGAAGAGCCUGGAAAUCAUCUUACAAAGCUUACAGCCUUCAAAGUUUUGCGUGGGCAUAAUGCAUCUGUUCAAAGUGUUGCAGCUGAGGCUUCUGGAAGCAUGAUUUGUUCGGGUUCCUGGGAUUGUACAAUUAAUUUAUGGCGGACAAAUGAGUUGAAUACGGAAGGAGAAUUAGUGUCUAUCAAAAAGAGAAAAGUGAAAAAUGAGACCGAGGAAUCUCAGCUGGAGGGUGAGGCUCUUUCUACACUUGUGGGGCAUACACAAUGUGUAUCCUCUGUUGUUUGGCCUGAACGUGAAACAAUUUACUCUGCAUCAUGGGAUCAUUCUGUUAGACAUUGGGAUGCUGAGACAGGCAAAGACUUAUCAAAAAUAUUCUGUGGGAAAGCCCUCAACUGUGUACAUGUUGGAGGUGAAGGUGCGGCUCUUAUUGCUGCUGGGGGCUCUGACCCUGUCCUUAGAAUAUGGGAUCCUCGAAAACCAGGGACUUCUGCUCCUGUCUAUCAGUUCUCUUCUCACAAAUCUUGGAUUUCGGCUUGCAAGUGGCAUGAUAAAUCUUGGUUUCAUAUACUCUCUGCAUCAUAUGAUGGGAAAGUCAUGUUGUGGGAUCUAAGAACUGCGUGGCCUUUGGCUGUUAUUGAAUCACACGAAGACAAGGUGCUAUGUGCUGACUGGUGGAAAAGUGACAGUGUGAUCAGUGGUGGGGUUGACAAUAAGCUUUGUAUUUCUUCUGAAACUUCUGUGAUCUAAGGGAAGAAUUGCGCCUAAGAUGGAAGUAAUUUCUGGAAAAGAUGGAUGACAAUGCGAGGAAGAUUUUUCAGUCUCAGCAUUCUUUACCCUUGUCUAUAAGAUGGUAGUAAGAUGGCGCAAUCUGAAUCUCUAUCAGCUAAGGAGCUGGUCAACAGUUCAGGCUUAAAGUCAAAAUUUUUUUCUGAGGCAUUUGGAAGUUUGUGAAUAGCGACAACUCUAAUUUGUUAUCUUGUUGUUUUGGUUGAGAUACUGCUGUAAUUCUUUCAGAAUUUUGCAUCUUAGAUAAUGCAGAGAAAUUUUUACCAAAGAGAUAAAUUGAAGUUUUAAUUUAAGUUA
Ricinus communis (castor bean) is the source of this 1771-nucleotide messenger RNA. Its product is annotated as ribosome biogenesis protein WDR12 homolog. Gene Ontology annotation, molecular function: protein binding. The transcript is spliced from 14 exons. The record is from RefSeq and is a predicted model, not a curated record. Gene Ontology annotation, cellular component: preribosome, large subunit precursor. Gene Ontology annotation, biological process: ribosome biogenesis. Bases 140 to 1435 code for a protein of 431 amino acids. Lineage: Eukaryota; Viridiplantae; Streptophyta; Magnoliopsida; Malpighiales; Euphorbiaceae.